Molecule: messenger RNA, 1572 nt
Organism: Bufo bufo (common toad)
Lineage: Eukaryota; Metazoa; Chordata; Amphibia; Anura; Bufonidae
Product: E3 SUMO-protein ligase ZBED1-like
Exons: 2
Coding region: 196-1572 (458 amino acids)
Source: RefSeq, a predicted model, not a curated record
CAAAAGGAACGAGAGAUAAAAAAUGCACCUAGCUUUUUAAAAGCAAACAUCUGGGAACAUUUUGGCUUUUAUGAAAAAAGUAGGAAGCACGAAUUGGACAAGUCAUACGCUGUGUGUAAAAUCUGUCACACAAAAAUUAAAUAUCUAGGGAAUACUACUAAUCUGAGAAACCACGUCAGCCGUUUUCACCCAGAAAUGCUAAAACCUACCACCACCACCACCACCAAGGAAAUGAACCCAGAUCAGCCAAGAAUUGAUGCAAUGUUACAGUCAACUUUGCCGCCCAACUCUGAAAAGGUAAAGAGAAUAACAAAAGCUGUGGCAGCUUUCAUAGCGAAGGACCUGCGCCCUUACUCUGUUGUGGAAAACAGUGGGUUUCGCUACCUUUUGAAGACGAUAGAGCCGCGUUACAAGAUCCCGUCACGAAGUCACUUUACAGAAAACGUCAUACCUGCACUCUACCACGAAACCAAAGCUAAGAUAAUUGCAUCAAUGAGCCAAGCAAGUCGAGUCGCAAUAACGUGUGAUUCCUGGACUUCAGUCACGACAGAGUCUUAUGUUACAAUAACAGCACAUUACGUUAGUAAGGACUGGCAGAUUUUGUCGCAUGUACUGCAAACGAGAGCCAUUUAUGAGUCUCACACGGGUGCUCAUCUGGCAGAGCUACUUUCUCAUGUUGUGGAAGAAUGGCAGCUGUCCGAUAAAUCUGUAGUGCUUGUGACCGACAACGCGUCAAACAUGAUAGUUGCAGCUCAAGUUGGAAAAUUCCCCCAUGUGAAAUGCUUCGCCCAUACACUGAAUCUUGCAUCCCAGCGAGCGUUGAAAGUGGCCACUCUCUCUAGGCUUCUUGGCAGAGUACGUCGGAUAUCCACAUUCUUUCACUGCAGCACUAGAGCAAGCCACUGUCUAAAAGAGAAACAGAAAUGUCUUGGCCUGAAGAAUCAUAAGCUGAUAACUGAUGUGGCAACAAGAUGGAACAGUGCAUACGACAUGGUCGAGAGGUUCUUGGAACAACAACCUGCAGUCUGUGCCACCUUGCUGUCUCCAGAAGUCAGAAGAGGAGAGUCCGAUCUCUGCACUCUAAACGAAACAGAUGUGUCAAAUGCAGAGGACGCCGUGAGUGCAUUAAAGCCAAUGAAGGAUGCAACCAUGCUGAUGUCAGAAGAGCGCAAUCCAACAGUUUCUCUCAUUGCCCCUAUAAAUGCACAACUUCUCCAGAGCAUGACAGACACGAUGGGAGACACACCCAUGAUCCAUGAGAUCAAGAAUUCUAUUAGAACAGAUCUCCAGAAGAGGUACAGCAGUGAGGCCGAGAAGAAGAUCCUUCAUACAGCCUCUGCACUGGAUCCUCGCUUUAAGGGACUGCCUUUCAUCCUCACAGAUGAAGAAAGAUUGGAGAUAUUUAAAGGAGUCACUGAGGAAGCUGCAUCCUUGGAGAUUACAUCAGAUGAGAGUGAGAGGACACAAGAGGAUCAUCAAGUGCCUAGAAGAAAACGAACUCUGGAAGAAGAGGACAGUUCACCCAUCGAAGACAACCAUUCUCCACCAUCUCCUCCCAAAAAGGCCAGAUAG